CCGUCCUCUUAAACAUUCAUGCCUCGCAUUUGUAGCGGAAACAGUGCUGGUGAAAUAAGAUAUCUUUCUCACACAUUUCAUAACGAUCAGAAAAGCCAUUACUCACCGCGGACUGGAAGAAACGUUUUCCUUUAACGAGUCCGACGAGAAGGAUAUCCUGCUUUCACUGGAACAAGCCCAGAUCCACGCCUUUUGGGUGAAGAAAAAACACCGGAAAAGAGGACGCAGAUUGGAGAUCCUUCUGAGAAUCCGGAGACGUGGCUGAAUGAAGAAACUGCCAAUUUAGAGCUGGUGGGAUUUUCCAUGCACCGGCAGAACAGAGACGGUACCUCUGACAGCAGAAAAAGAUACAACGUGUCCAUACUACAGAUAACCAGCAGUAGAAAUGCCUCGCAUUGAGAAUGACAUCAAGUUGGACUUCAAGGAUGUACUUCUCCGUCCGAAACGAAGCACACUCAAGUCCCGUAGUGAGGUGGACCUGAUGAGAAGUUACACCUUCAGGAACUCCAAGGGAAGCUACAGAGGAAUCCCCAUUGUUGCAGCCAACAUGGACACUGUCGGCACCUUCGAGAUGGCUCUGGCUUUGUCCAAGUUCACACUCUUCACUGCCAUUCACAAGCACUAUUCAGUAGAUGACUGGAAGGAGUUUGCAACAAAGAAUCCAGAAUGUGUACCGAGUAUGGCAGUCAGCACAGGGACAGGCGAAGGGGACUUUGACAGGCUGGGUGAGAUCACAGCCGCUGUGCCUCAGCUCCAGUACAUCUGUGUGGAUGUGGCCAAUGGCUACUCUGAGCACUUUGUCCAAUUUGUUAAAGACGUGCGCCAGAAGUACCCGACACACACCAUCAUGGCGGGGAAUGUGGUUACCGGGGAGAUGGUGGAGGAGCUGAUCCUCGCUGGCGCUGACAUCAUCAAAGUGGGCAUCGGCCCAGGCUCUGUGUGCACCACCCGUAAGAAAACAGGGGUGGGUUAUCCCCAGCUGAGCGCUGUGAUAGAGUGUGCAGAUGCUGCCCACGGCCUGGGCGGACACAUCAUCUCUGAUGGUGGAUGCACUUGCCCUGGUGACGUUUCCAAGGCUUUUGGUGCCGGGGCGGACUUUGUGAUGCUGGGCGGGAUGCUGGCCGGCCACUCAGAGAGCGGGGGAGAGGUCAUCGAGAAGAACGGGAAGAAGUACAAGCUGUUCUACGGCAUGAGCUCCGACACGGCCAUGAAGAGACACGCCGGGGGUGUGGCCGAGUACAGGGCAUCUGAAGGGAAGACGGUAGAGGUAGUCUACAAGGGUCCCGUGGACGUGACCAUACGGGAUGUCCUGGGUGGGGUACGCUCCACCUGUACCUACGUGGGUGCAGGGAAGCUCAAGGAGCUCAGCCGCAGGACCACCUUCAUCAGGGUCACCCAGCAGCUCAACACCGUCUUUGGGAAUGAUAACUAGGCGAGGCCCAGGCUGGUUCACAUAUACACACACCAUACCGUUGAUAGUAAGAAUCAGUCAUUUGAGAAACUUAAACCUAGUAUAAAUGUUUGGUUGCCAAAACCAAAACCUUUUUAGAUAAUAUUAUCAAACAAUCCCUUAUCUAAGAGUCAUAUUUAAGCAAAAGGCAUUAGGGGGUGUGGUAUAUGGCCAAUAUACCAUGGCCAAGGGCUGUUCUUACACACGACGCAACGCGGAGUGCCUGUAUACAUCCCUUAGCCGUGGUAUAUUGGCCAUAUACCACAAACCCUCGAGGUGCCUUAUUGGUAUUAUAAACUGAUUACCAACAUAAUUAGAGCAGUAAAAAUAAACAUUUUGUCAUACCAAUCAGCAUUCAGGGCUCGAAUCCACCCAGUUCAUAAUUCAACUUAAUUUGACUUAUACUAAACUGCCAUAAAUGUACAUUUCUUGGUAAUAAGUGAACUGAGGGCACUUCAGGACGUAUUUCCAGGUUUUUCUUUUGUCAUCUUGCUCAAUCAUUCCCAUUCCGCUCUGGGGGCGGUGAGUACAGGCUUCUCUCUAUGUUCAAUAUUAUCUACCAUGUCCUAUCAUUUCACAUGAUCUUGCGCUCUCUCUCUCUCUUUUACCUCUCAAUCCCCCAUUUUCCUAACACUUCUAUGCACAUCCCUGUUUUUCAAGACAUCUCAUCGCCAUGCUGUUUGAAAACCAUAUGCCAUAAAUGAAUAUACAGUAUUUCACUGUAUGAAGUAUGUACUAUAUUGAGAUUGCAAGCGUUAAAAACCUCUGCUUUUAUUAUUUUAGAUAGUCAACAAAUUCUGAGUCAAGUGGACAUACAUACAGUGAAGAGAUUCAGAUGUUCAUAAUAAUGACCAAUACUGCCGAUUUAAAAUAUUUUAGAUUAUUUUAUCCUUUUCAAAAUAACUUAAAUAUAUAUUGCACUUAAAGAUUUGCAAUGAUGUAGUAUUCCAGUCGUUUUCCCCAUAGAAAGUUAGUUUUUCUGCUAUUCUCAUGCGGACCAAAUAUUAAGGCGAGGAGGAAAUAGUGUGCUGUACAGCUACAGCAGCAACCCGGUCAGUCAAAUGACACACCGCAGGUUGACGGGAAACUGUUGUGGAAUACAAAAUAUAGAGUUGCAAAAUUCCUGUAACUUUCCCCAAAUUCCCAGGUUUUCCAGAAGUCCUGAGUGGAACUUGGAAAAUUCCCAGAAUAUGGCAGAAAAAGCAAGAAAUCCAGCAAACCCCCAACCAGGAUUUCUGGAGAACUUGGGAAUUUUGGGAAAGGAACCGGGAUUUUGCAACCCUAAUUCAAAGUAUUGUAGCGACCUUUAACACAACACCUAGCGACUUCGUCAAGAGGUUUGCACUUCUUAGCUUAAUGGUUAAGGUGUUGGCUUGACAGUCACUGGACAUGGUUCGAGUCCUUGUCAGGGCUCCCUCCUGAAUUCGCUACAGUAUGUUUUGUUGCUAAGGAAGGCAGGACAGCUUUGAUUGUUACCUCGAUUUACUUUUAAUUUAGACUAGAUAGAAUCUCCAUUCAAUCAGUAUUCACAUUAUUACUUUACUGGAUAUUCAGUUACUUUGCUAGAAUGUUGUCUAUGCAUUAUUAUUUUAAGGUGUGCAACUGACUAGUUUUCAUUAUGUCUGUAUAUUUACUUUACUUCAUAGUGUUUUCCAGGAUGAUUCCUUUUCAUAUAUUUUGGUAUUAGUCAAACAUGUCAUGCCGUUUUUAAGCCACAUUUGUUGUUGUUUCAGUCAGAUAAACAUUCCAAACAGCCUACCCGACCGCUCGGGGUCGUCCGCAUGGUCAUAAAGCACACGGUUGCCUUGUUUUGUAUCACAUUCCAAUAAUAAAACUGAAAAUACAAUUUCAGAAUGACAUGUCCCGCCCCAGUGAAAGUUGCGCCCCUGGUUCUGACCAAUAAAGAGCAUUCCAUAUGA
This is a messenger RNA of Oncorhynchus kisutch (coho salmon), 3369 nucleotides long. Its product is annotated as GMP reductase 2. Gene Ontology annotation, molecular function: GMP reductase activity. Lineage: Eukaryota; Metazoa; Chordata; Actinopteri; Salmoniformes; Salmonidae. Gene Ontology annotation, cellular component: GMP reductase complex. The coding region runs from base 386 to 1432 and encodes 348 amino acids. The transcript is spliced from 12 exons. Gene Ontology annotation, biological process: nucleotide metabolic process. The record is from RefSeq and is a predicted model, not a curated record.